AUGGAGAGGUGGAAACGAGAGUUUGUGAAGCCUGUGGGCAGCAGUGGGUCACUACAUACCUUUCUUCUGUUCUUUUGUCUCCUCAGUCAGCGGUACUGUAUGUGUAACCCUGAUGUGGUGCAGCAGUUUCACAACCCAGACACCAUCUUCAUCCUGGCCUUCGCUGUGGUCCUCCUCAACACCGACAUGUAUUCCCCCAACAUCAAGCCGCACCGCAAAAUGGGGCUCGACGACUUCAUACGCAACCUGAGAGGUGUGGAUGACGGAGCAGACAUCCCCAGAGAGAUGGUUGCAGGCAUUUAUGAAAGGAUUCAGCAGAGAGAGCUGCGCUCCAACGAAGACCAUGUCACAUACGUGAGUCGUGUGGAGCAGUCCAUCCUGGGCCUGAAGACAGUCCUCGCUGUGCCCCACAGACGGCUGGUGUGCUGCUGCCGUCUGUUUGAGGUUCCCGAUGCCAACAAACCUCACAAACAGAAGCUCUCUGCACUCCAAAGGGAGGUGUUCCUCUUUAAUGACCUGCUGCUGAUCCUGAAGCUGUGUCCCAAGAAGAAAAGCUCAGCUUCAUACACUUUCUGUAAAGCUAUGGGUCUUCUGGGAAUGCAGUUUCACCUCUUCAGCAAUGAGUAUUACGCUCACGGCAUUACCAUGAUGAGCCCCUUUACCUCAGAGAAGAAGCAGCUGGUUAGCUUCUGCUCUCCCAGCGGAGAGGAGCUCAGGAAGUUUGCGGAGGAGCUCAGAGAGGCGAUCGCAGAGGUCAACGAGAUGGAGCAGAUUCACAUUCAGUGGGAGCUGGAGAGGCAGCAGGGGAUCCAGUCGCAUGGUUUACACACCAAUGGCGGGCAAAUGGACACACACACGGGACAUGGCUCUCCCUCAGGCCAACAGGAUGUGUAUGAUAAAACUGGCAACAACAACACAGUAGAGGUGUCAAUUCACAACAGGCUGCAGACCUAUCAGCUGAGCCAGCCCAGCAUUGAGUCCGCACCCUUGGCCCUGGCUGCACCCCCCACCCUGCUCAGCCCCGUCCAGGCCGGAGAGCUCCGCCCAGAGACCCUCAUCCAGUGCCAGCAGAUUGUCAAGGUGAUCGUUGUGGACCAGAGCGGACGGGGACGGAUGGAGGCGUUUCUCAGCCAAGGCCCAGCGACCCAUCAGCUCAUCCAGUCUGCCAUGUCUACUCCCGUCCGAGUCAGAGAGGGAGACGGACCCCAGCCGCCCCUGCCGCCUCCUCCUCCUCCUUACAACCACCCCCACCAGUUCUGUCCACCUGACUCGCCCAUGCCCUUCCACCACACCAUGCCCCUCACCCGCCGGCGCAACUCCAGCGGCUCCCGCAGCAUUGUAUGAAAAAAAAAAAAAAAAGGAAAUAAGUUGAUCCUCACACUUGCACAAAGUCGGUGUAGCACAAGUCAACGCAAAAAAACGUUGAGGAAAUACUAUAUAUGUGGAAGGAAAAAGAAAAUCAAGAAUCUACUCAUAGAACUUGACAAAACUGUGUGAUUUGUUUUGAAUGUGAGCUUUAAUAGUGGUUCUGAUAGACAUAUUUUGCUUCUUUUGUCUCCAAAUUGUCACCCAGUAUUAACUGAUGUAGCCUGUCUACAUUUCCCAGUUUUUAAGAAAUAUGCUUUGUUUGCAUUUUUAAAUGUCAGCCAUCAGGCAAACGUCGCAGCAAGCUCGGACCGAGAAACCGAGCGAAAGAAAAUCUGUCCCAAGAGGACGAGAAUGAAGGACUGUUUUCUGUUCUGGAUAUUAAUAUUGCUCUUCAUUGGUGUGGAUCUUUACUGGAGUGAAUGUGAGGAAAUCUUUCAGUAACGAUCCCUAAUGUGAAAAAAAUACAAGUUAAUAGGGCCUUGAAAAAGUACUAAUAUCACUUGAAUUUCUUCACAUUGAGCUUGGCUACACAAAUUUUAAUCUAUUUUCUUGGGAUUUUACAAAGUGAUGCAUAAUUAUAAAGCAGAAGGAAAUGUGAUGUCUUCUGCAUUUCCAUGUAGCGUUCUGGGUAAUCAUGUAGCCGUACCUCAUUUUGAUGCGAUCCAAGCUGUAGGAUCUUUGAACAGCGUUGCACAUUCAAUAAGUGAAUUUUUGACCAAAUUGACUUUAUAAAAUAGUCCAAGCUUAUUUGAAUCACAUGUAUGCUUUAAAGUUUUGCUGCAGAUUCCCAAUUGGAUAUAGGUUUGAACUUUAACUAGACCACUCUCAAACACAAAUAGUUCUGGCUGUGUGCCAGGGUCAAUUCUUAUUGGCAAAUGAACCUCUUCAUAAACUCUUAUUGUGUCCAUUCUCUAAUAGAUUUUUGUCCCUGUAUUUCGAUACGUCCAUUCUUAUAAACUGACCAGCUUCUCUGUUCCUGAUUUUAAAAAAAAUGAUGCAUCCUCAAAGUGCAAUGAUCCCAAUACUACGUUUCAUUUUGAAGACAGUGAGAUGCUUUGUUAGUAUUUCACAUAUAAUUUUAAAUUUGGGCCAAAAAGUUUAAACUUGGUCUUAUCUGACCAGAGCAUCUUUCUGCACAUAUUUGCUGUCCCCGCUGCUCUUUACGUUGUUGCAUUCAUACUGAGGUGGAAUCACCAACUCCUACAUAUAAACAUAAAAUAUAAAAUGAAAACCAACAUUUUACUGUUACUGCUCUAUUAUGCAGUAACCUGUGUUUGUCUGCAAUGUAAAAUCCCAAUAAAAUACAUUGAAGCUUGUGGUUGUAAUAUAAAAAGAAUGUGGAAAAACGUCAGGCAUGAAUACUUUUGCAAGGUAAGGUAUUUGGUGGUCUAUUCUUGAUGUUCUUGGAAACAGAACAUAUCUAUGAAAAAAGCAGGAAUGUGGCGGGGGGAUACGUCAGCUGAAGCGUAGUGUCAGAAGCAAAGUCGCCCCCCCUCACCCCCCCCCCCCAAAAAAAAAAACAAAAACAACCCAAAAAACCUAAAAGAAUUUCUCAAUGACAAUCAUCUUUUUGUGCUUCGUUGUGUGUUUUUGCUCAAACCGUCUCAUUUCUCGCUGCUCUUAUUCAGUGGAUUGUUGCUCUGACGGGAAAGACUGCUGCACUGCAACAUGUGAUACUGCGUCUGCACCUCACAGAGAGCAAAGUGUGUGUGCACCAUGUGUAUCCAGGCUGCUUACUCAUGGGCCACUGGGAUUCGGGCCGAUAAUUCAUUCAAAACAAGGCUAAAACAGGCGCUCACAAAGCCUUUCUUCUUCUCAUGUACAUUUACUCCUGUGAAUACCAAGUGUGAAUACCCAUGUUACUUUUGGAUUUAGAGUAUAUC
This is a messenger RNA of Poecilia latipinna (sailfin molly), 3251 nucleotides long. Its product is annotated as IQ motif and SEC7 domain-containing protein 3-like. The coding region runs from base 1 to 1344 and encodes 447 amino acids. Gene Ontology annotation, molecular function: guanyl-nucleotide exchange factor activity. The transcript has 9 exons. Gene Ontology annotation, biological process: actin cytoskeleton organization; regulation of ARF protein signal transduction. The record is from RefSeq and is a predicted model, not a curated record. Lineage: Eukaryota; Metazoa; Chordata; Actinopteri; Cyprinodontiformes; Poeciliidae.